Molecule: messenger RNA, 2750 nt
Organism: Brassica rapa (field mustard)
Lineage: Eukaryota; Viridiplantae; Streptophyta; Magnoliopsida; Brassicales; Brassicaceae
Product: extensin-2
Biological process (GO): plant-type cell wall organization
Molecular function (GO): structural constituent of cell wall
Source: RefSeq, a predicted model, not a curated record
AUGGCAACUCCGGCAUGGAGUCUUGCCGGCAAGACUCAUUUGGUAGUUGCUGUUUUGGCAAUGCUCGUGGGUUUGACCUUGGCAACGGAACCUUAUUACUAUAGUUCUCCUCCACCACCCUACGAAUACAAAUCUCCACCACCUCCGGUGAAAUCCACUCCCCCACCGUAUGAAUAUAAAUCCCCUCCUCCUCCGGUAAAGUCUCCUCCACCUCCAUAUUAUUACCACUCACCCCCUCCUCCAGUGAAGUCCCCUCCUCCACCUUAUUAUUACAAUUCACCUCUUCCUCCAGUGAAAUCUCCACCACCACCGUAUUAUUAUCACUCUCCGCCACCACCGUAUUAUUACCAUUCUCCACCUCCUCCGGUGAAGUCUCCUCCUCCACCUUAUUACUACCAUUCACCCUCUCCUCCGGUAAAAUCUCCUCCUCCACCUUAUUACUACCAUUCACCUCCUCCUCCGGUAAAAUCUCCUCCUCCACCUUAUUACUACCAUUCUCCACCUCCUCCAGUUAAAUCUCCACCACCACCGUACUAUUAUCAUUCUCCACCUCCUCCGGUGAAAUCUCCACCACCUCCAUACUACUACCAUUCUCCGCCUCCUCCAAUGAAAUCUCCACCACCUCCAUAUUACUACCAUUCUCCGCCUCCUCCGGUGAAGUCUCCUCCACCACCAUACUACUAUCAUUCACCUCCUCCUCCAGUGAAGUCUCCUCCACCACCUUACUACUAUCAUUCACCACCUCCCCUAGUGAAAUCUCCACCACCACCGUACUACUACCAUUCUCCUCCUCCUCCCAUGAAAUCUCCCCCUCCUCCUUACUACUACAACUCCCCACCACCACCGGUGAAAUCUCCACCACCUCCUUAUUACUACAAGUCUCCUCCUCCAGUAAAAUCCCCACCACCUCCAUACUACUACCAAUCACCUCCACCACCACCAAAAGCCUACUCUCCACCUUACUACUACACAUCUCCACCACCGCCGGUCUCAUAUCCUCACCCCCAUCCUCACCCACACCCAAAACCACUUGUAUUCAAAGUUGUUGGUAAAGUUUACUGCUAUAGAUGCUACGACUGGACUUACCCUAAGAAGUCACACGACAAAAAGCAUCUCAAAGGGGCUGUCGUGGAGGUGACAUGCAAGGCAGGAGACAAAACGGUCAAAGCGUACGGUAAGACAAAGAUAAACGGUAAAUAUGCAAUCACCGUGGAAGGGUACAACUACCGCAAAUACGGCGGCGAGGAAUGCACGGCCAAGUUACACGCGCCACCAAAGGGAUCACCUUGUAAUAUUCCUACAAGUUAUCAUAUGGGUAACGAAGGAGCUAAACUUCAUGUGAAAUCAAAGACCAAGUACGAGGUUGUGCUUUACGCCAAGUCCUUUGCUUAUGCACCUAAGAAGCCUUAUGAGGAAUGCCGUAAACCAGCUCCUUACCACCCACCUUAUUACUACAAGUCUCCGCCGCCUCCAACUCCGGUUUACUACUACAAGUCCCCGCCGCCGCCUGCCCCAACUUACGUCUAUAAGUCGCCACCACCUCCAACUCCAAAGUAUGUCUAUAAAUCACCGCCACCAACUACUCCAACUUACGUUUACAAGUCUCCUCCACCACCAACUCAUUUUCCUACACCGUAUUACUAUCACUCACCUCCACCACCGGUUAAGUCUCCACCUCCACCGUACUAUUAUCAUUCGCCACCUCCACCAGUGAAAUCUCCACCACCACCCUACUACUACCAAUCUCCUCCACCUCCAGUGAAAUCUCCCCCACCUCCAUACUAUUACAAGUCUCCUCCACCACCGGUAAAAUCUCCACCACCACCUUACUACUACCACUCUCCUCCUCCUCCGGUCAAAUCUCCUCCACCGCCAUACUACUACCACUCUCCUCCUCCACCAGUCAAAUCCCCACCACCACCAUAUUACUACCAAUCCCCACCCCCUCCAGUGAAAUCUCCUCCACCACCAUAUUAUUACCAUUCUCCACCUCCUCCGGUGAAAUCUCCACCACCUCCAUAUUAUUACCACUCUCCUCCUCCACCAGUCAAAUCACCACCACCUCCAUAUUAUUACCACUCUCCUCCUCCACCGGUCAAAUCACCACCUCCUCCUUACUACUACCAUUCACCACCCCCGCCAAUGAAAUCACCUCCACCACCGUAUUAUUACCAUUCUCCUCCUCCUCCCGUGAAAUCUCCCCCUCCUCCUUAUUACUACCACUCACCACCUCCACCAGUCAAAUCUCCACCUCCUCCUUAUUACUAUCAGUCACCACCGCCACCAGUAAAAUCUCCCCCACCACCAUACUACUACAACUCACCUCCUCCACCAGUCAAAUCUCCACCACCACCGUACCAUUACAACUCUCCCCCUCCUCCCUUGAAAUCUCCACCUCCAGUCUACAUCUACGCAUCUCCACCACCUCCCAUCCACUACUAAACUCACCAAGCUUAACCAAAAUUCCCCAAUAUUCACGUUUUCUUUUAAAAUAUGUAAUAAAGAAAAAGUCUAUGAGGAGAUCAAGAAGUGAACCAAAUAAGGAUUGUCACAUUUCAGUCAGCGACUAUGAUUAUCUCAAGACGAACCACUUCACUUCCACUUCAUUAGGACUACUCAUCACCUUUCAUGUUUUCAUUCUAGCUUCUUCAUUUCAGAUUUGCCAAAAAUUGAAUUGUAAUUUAAUUGUUGUUCCAUGGAAUUUUAUCAUGUACAAGUCCACCUCUAUCAAAAUAAAAUUUGCAAUCAAA